GCUGUGUGCCUUUAUUUUCAGUGACUCCUUCUCCAGCGAAGCAUAGAGCCAAGAUGGACGACAUCGUGGUUGUAGCUCAGGGCUCCCAGGCCUCUCGGAAUGUCAGCAACGAUCCUGAUGUCAUUAAGUUGCAAGAGAUUCCAACCUUCCAGCCGCUUUUGAAAGGGCUGUUGAGUGGCCAGACGUCCCCAGCCAAUCCGAAACUGGAGAAACUGGAUUCCCAGCAGGUGUUGCAACUCUGCCUGCGCUAUCAGGAUCACCUGCACCAGUGUGCGGAGGCCGUGGCUUUCGAUCAGAAUGCUUUGGUUAAACGAAUCAAGGAGAUGGACCUGUCCGUGGAAACCCUCUUCAGCUUCAUGCAGGAGCGCCAGAAGAGGUAUGCCAAGUACGCCGAGCAGAUCCAGAAGGUCAACGAGAUGUCCGCCAUCCUGCGCCGCGUGCAGAUGGGCAUCGACCAGACCGUGCCGCUCAUGGAGAGGCUCAACAGCGUCCUGCCGGAGGCCGAGAGGCUGGAGCCCUUCAGCAUGAGGCCCGAUCGCGGGCCCGAGCUCUAGACCCGCCUGCCGCCGUCCUGGAGGCAGCGACACCAUCCCGGAGGGCGCCGAGCUGGGCCUGCCAAGGAGGGUUCUGCAGCAGCUGCACAGACGCGAGCCCCCACACAGCCCGCCUGUCCUUCCCAGGGGCCUUCUCCCAGCCAAAUGCACCAAACCAGUGCUCGGCCAGAACUGCAGUUGGACCAUUUGAAUUACCAGGAGUUCCUUAAAGAACUCUGCGUUGUGAAUUAUUUUUAUUUUAUUUAGAUUUUUUAAAAAGUAGUUGUGUAUAUAGGCCAGUCCAGCUACCUGAGCAAAAAUGUGGAGACAAAGGAGAAAUAUGUUCAGCAGCUCCUGCCCCCCACGGCUCCUGAAAUGGUACGCAGGCUUCGGGGUUCAGUUGUAACAAUAAAAACGAAUUUAAUCGAG
Molecule: messenger RNA, 962 nt
Organism: Tupaia belangeri chinensis (Chinese tree shrew)
Lineage: Eukaryota; Metazoa; Chordata; Mammalia; Scandentia; Tupaiidae
Gene: BORCS5
Product: BLOC-1 related complex subunit 5
Exons: 3
Coding region: 54-554 (166 amino acids)
Biological process (GO): lysosome localization; organelle transport along microtubule; positive regulation of anterograde synaptic vesicle transport
Cellular component (GO): synaptic vesicle membrane; cytoplasmic side of lysosomal membrane; BORC complex
Source: RefSeq, a predicted model, not a curated record